Messenger RNA from Paramecium octaurelia, 431 nucleotides. The record is from the annotation of a GenBank genome assembly. NCBI's taxonomy places the organism in Eukaryota, Ciliophora, Oligohymenophorea, Peniculida, Parameciidae.
AAUUAAAUAAGCAUAAUAGACAUGUUCGAUCAGUCUGUUUUUCUCCUAACGGUAUUAGAUUAUAAUCUGGUAGUGUAGAUUACUCUAUUGAUUUAUGGGAUGUUAAAACAGGAUAAUCAAAAUCAAAAUUAGAUAGUCAUUCAAGGGAGGUUGUACUACAUUAGCAUCUGGUAGUAAUGACAACUCUAUCCGUUUAUGGGAUGUUAAAGAAGGAAAUUAAAUCCAAACAUCAGAACUUGCUACAAAAGAUAUUCUAGCAUGAUUUUAACGUCCAAUAAUUAGAAAUCAUUUAUUCCAGAAAGCAGUAGUUAUUUUUCACGAUUCUUUUGUACUUCUAUUAUAGCAAUCUUAAGAAUUUCAUCACAGUUUAGAAGAAUAAGGAGCUUUAAUUUUCAAAGGAGAUUUUUUAAAUUAUUAGGGAAUAGAUUUGA